Molecule: messenger RNA, 2388 nt
Organism: Macaca mulatta (Rhesus monkey)
Lineage: Eukaryota; Metazoa; Chordata; Mammalia; Primates; Cercopithecidae
Source: RefSeq, a predicted model, not a curated record
UAGGAUGGUCUGUACAAUUCACCGACCUCGAUGCCUCCCGGCCGCCCUUUAACUGACCUGUGGGAACUCCACCAUGUCCCGGGCCACGCCCCAGGGCGCCCCCAGAGCCCAUCGCCCCAAAGUCCUGCAUCCAGGACGCUGUCACCAGGCCCUGCGCCUCUGGGGAGUUUCCACUCUGCGACUCCCUGGCCGGAGCCCAGGAGCAGCCGGGCCCAGGCCGCGUCCCCGGCUUGUCCCCGCGGAGGUCAUGAGGUCCCCACGGCCCGGGCCAGGUCACCGGACAGCCCCGGGUGCCCCAAGAGCUCCGGCCGCAGCUCAGCUGGGACCAGCCGCCCGCGGAGCCACGCCUCCCCGAGCCGCCCCCAAGUUCCCGCAGGAGGAACUGGCUACAGACACUUCCCGACCGCAGCCGCCGGGCGCACAGGCGCCGCGCAGACCGUGACGCGCCCAGGGUUCGCGCUGGCUCGGACCCGACCAGACCCCGCUCCUCCACCGCCGCCCCGCAGGGACCCCGGCGCGCCGUCCUGGUGCCCGGGGCUGCGCUUCCCGGGAGGGCCGCACACCGAUGCAAACUGAGAAGGAGUUUCCGAUUCCGGAGCCUGAGCACACCUCGGGGUCAUGGGAAGGUCACGCUGUGGAUUGUGGUGAUGGCUUCAACAGUCUGCAGAUGCGGAUCCUGACUCCUGUGAGAAGUAGCUCACCGUGAUAAAGCCACCUUUGCUUUUAUUGCCCUGCAAAAACAAGAAGGGGGACAUGCUGGUGAUAGGCCCCAAAUCUGGCCAUUUAAUGGCCCCAAACUGGCUGCAAAAGUGGCCAUAAACAAAAUCUGCAGCACUGUGAUUUGUUCAUGAUGGCCAUGAUGCCCAUGCUGAAGGUUGUGGGUUCACCGGAAUGAGGAGAAGGAACACCUGGCCCACCCAGGGCAGAAAACCGCUUAAAGGCAUUCUUAAACCACAAACAAUGGCAUGAGCGAUCUGUGCCUUAAGGACAUGCUCCUGCUGCAGAUAACUAGCCAGAGCCCAUCCUUUUGUUUCAGCCCAUUCCUUUGUUUCCCAUAUGGAAUACUUUUAGUUAAUCUAUUAUCUAUAGAAACAAUGUUUAUCACUAGCUUGCUGUCAAUAAAUAUUGACAAUAUUGACAAAUGUUGACAAUAUGGGUAAAUCUCUGUUCAGGGCUCUCAGCUCUGAAGGCUGUGAGUCCCCUGAUUUCCCACUCCACACGCUAUAUUUCUGUGUGUGUGUCUUUAAUUCUUCUAACACCGCUGGGUUAGGGUCUCCCCAACCGAGCUGGUCUUGGCAUUUAACCAACCAGAAUUUUGAAAGCAAUGUUUAUAUAUUUAAAAAGUUUUUAAAAAAUCAAACAAUUUAAAAAUUAACUUGAUAAAAAUUUUGUGACGGAGAAAGAUGUAGAUGAUUUUUAAACCGAAUUUGUUUUGGUCAGUAUUUAGAAGACUGCUGUGUGCACUUGAGCCCCUUCUUCACUGGACAUUGCUGAUUAUUCUGGACACUGUGAGAAUGAAGGAUAGAAGCCAUGUACUUGGCUCUUGUAGAAAUGUAAAAAAUGAGAGGGAAAUACCUCCUGCUUUUCCUCUUCUCUUAUGUUUGGCAGGGGUAAUAACCCUGUCUCCAUAUAACAGGCAUAGUUACUAAUAGCAAUCUCAUCAGCCUCACAGACGGGUCCCUCUCUCGCCCUCAAACCCCAUUCUGGCCUCACCUCAUCCUCCCAACAUCACCUACCAUGUUCCUCCCAUGUAACGUAUUCCAAGUUGUUGUUCAUCUUGGUCAUGUUUUUAAAAAAACCUUUAGGCAAAUUAAGUUGAACAUGAUUUAAUUGAGCAAAGAAUGACUUGCAAACCAGGCAGCUCCCUUAACCAGAAUGGUUCAGAAAAACUCCAUGCUGCUGUGUGGUUGGAGAGGAUUUGUGGACAGAAUCAAGAAAGUAACAUACAGAAAAAAGUACAGAAGUGAGGUACAGAAAAAAGUACAGAAGUGAGGUGCAGAAAAAGUUGCAUUGUGUAUAGCUUGGCAUUUAUCUUAUUUGAACAUGAUGUGAACAAUUGGCCAUCUUUGAUCAGCCAAAGCUCAAUGAUUGGUACAAGAGCAGGCCAUAGUCUAUCUAUACGUCCAGGUAAGUUACAGUUAACUAGGUAGAGAGAACCUUUUAGGCCAAACUUAAAAUAUGUAAGAAGACAGCUUUAGGCUAAACUUAAUUUAACCAUCUCCUCUUUUGGUCAACCUCUCAAUUUUGUGUGUGACCAAAAUGUAGGGCUUUAGUGCUACUCUGAGUCACUAUCAUGUUGGGCUUCUGGUCUCAGCAAAUCAUUCAUAGAUUGUGGUGCUUUCGUGAUUGUAAAAAGUAAAGUAGAGGUUCCUCUUCAAAGACUUUCCU